Drosophila mojavensis is the source of this 4350-nucleotide messenger RNA. RefSeq names its product leucine-rich repeat protein soc-2 homolog (gene Sur-8). Gene Ontology annotation, molecular function: protein binding. The coding region runs from base 109 to 1983 and encodes 624 amino acids. Lineage: Eukaryota; Metazoa; Arthropoda; Insecta; Diptera; Drosophilidae. The record is from RefSeq and is a predicted model, not a curated record. The transcript has 2 exons.
GGAAAAGCAACGAGUUCCACUGGCUGCGGCUGGAGCAAUUGCUGUUGUCGCUUUGGCAUACUUCUGGGCAACGCAUUGUCGCCGGCUACCGCAAGACUGGGCAAAAUUAUGAACUUGUGCUCCUCGGCUGGUGCGACCGCAUCGACUACAUCGCUAUCGUCCACGGGGCACGGAGAGAAUAACGGGAGCAGUCCCUCUGAGGUUACGCAUUGUUUUGGCGGCGGCGGUGGUGGCAGCGGCGGCGGAGGAGGAGGUGGUAGUAGAGGCGGCGGCGGCGGUUGCGGAACUGACACCACAGCACCCACACUUAGGAAUCGAAGCACUGUGAACGGUGCCGGUAGCAAUACGACAAGCAGCAACGGACACAAUCUGACAUAUAACGAAAACAACGCAAACAUGCCGCCCGAGACACGUCCCAAAAUGGUGACGGUCAAGCAUCCGGAAUCAAACAAACCCAAGCCCACCACAAAGAAGAUUGUGAAAAAUAUUCAGGCGGAUCAGGAUGUGAUCAAGGCAUUGCAGCGGUGCCGUGACGAAGGCAUCAAGCUGCUAGACUUGAGCAAGUCGUCAAUCACUGUCUUACCGACGACGGUCAGGGAGUGCGUCCAUCUCACCGAACUCUAUCUGUAUAGCAACAAGAUUGUGCAGCUGCCGGCGGAAAUUGGAUGCUUGGUCAAUUUGCGCAAUCUGGCCUUGAACGAGAACUCGCUGACAUCGCUGCCGGAGUCGCUGAGGAACUGUACACAGCUCAAGGUGCUAGAUCUACGCCACAAUAAGCUGGCCGAAAUACCGCCAGUUAUUUAUCAGCUGCGCUCACUGACAACACUAUAUCUGCGCUUCAAUCGAAUCACUGCCGUGGCAGAUGAUCUGCGCCAGCUGGUCAACCUCACCAUGCUCAGCCUGCGUGAGAACAAAAUCAAGGAGCUGGGCAGCGCGAUCGGCUCGCUGGUGAAUCUGACAACGCUGGAUGUGUCGCACAAUCACUUGGAGCACCUACCGGAUGACAUUGGCAACUGUGUGAAUCUGAAUGCGCUCGACUUGCAGCACAACGAGCUGCUGGACAUACCGGACAGCAUUGGCAAUCUGAAGUCGCUGGUGCGGCUUGGCCUGCGCUACAAUCGACUGAGCUGCGUGCCCGUUUCGCUGAAGAACUGCAAGAGCAUGGAUGAGUUCAAUGUGGAGGGCAACGGCAUCACGCUGCUGCCAGACGGCAUGCUCGCUAGCUUAAGUGCGUUGACCACAAUCACAUUGUCGCGCAAUCAGUUCACCAGCUAUCCGACUGGUGGGCCGGCGCAGUUCACCAAUGUCUAUAGUAUUAAUCUGGAGCACAAUCGUAUCGACAAGAUUCCCUAUGGCAUAUUCUCGCGCGCCAAGGGCCUGACAAAGCUGAAUAUGAAGGAGAACAUGCUAACUGCGUUGCCGCUGGAUGUGGGCACCUGGGUGAACAUGGUCGAGCUGAACCUGGCUACCAAUGCGUUGCAGAAGCUGCCCGACGAUAUCAUGAAUCUGCAGAACUUGGAAAUACUCAUACUGUCCAACAACAUGCUCAAGAAGAUACCCAACACCAUUGGCAACUUGCGCAAGUUGCGCAUUCUGGAUCUGGAGGAGAAUCGCAUCGAGGUGCUCCCGCAUGAAGUUGGCCUGCUGCACGAGCUGCAGCGACUGAUAUUGCAGACUAAUCAGAUAACGAUGCUGCCGCGUAGCAUUGGCCAUUUGAGCAAUCUAACGCAUCUUUCUGUUAGCGAGAACAAUCUACAAUUUUUGCCCGAGGAGAUUGGCUCGUUGGAGAGCCUGGAGAACCUCUAUAUCAAUCAAAAUCCAGGCCUGGAGAAGUUACCGUUCGAGCUGGCGCUGUGCCAGAACCUAAAGUAUUUGAACAUUGACAAAUGCCCGCUGGGCACCAUUCCGCCCGAGAUCCAAGCUGGCGGCCCAUCGCUUGUGCUGCAAUGGCUCAAGAUGCACUCACCCUAUCGGCAGAUGUGAGAUGUGGAUGGCGUCUGGCGCACCGUUUACGUUGGCAGCGACUGCUACUAUCAGUACGAGCUGCAGGCGGCGCAACAGACGCAGGGUAAGCAGGCGGGACGCUCCACCAAUGAGCGAACCAAUGAGCGGCGCUAACGGUGCGAGCUUUGCUAAGUUUAGCAAUCCAUGUUAGCCCCACCCCCACCCCGGUCAUGCCUGUGGGCCACACCUCUCCCCAUAAACAUACACACCGCAAACAGAAUACACACAGAUUACCCCGACUGGAGUGCGUUGCCUGGCAAAUGAUAGCUUUAAACAAAUUGUUAUACCAACGUCCCGCGUAUUGUAAAACUGCCCCGAUUUGCUUUUACCUUAUGUUUAACUCUUAAGUUCACACGUUCGAAGCUGCUUAGCGACAUCUGACUUGGUCCUCAACGUUUAGGUUUUAGUUGUAUGCUUCCAAGCUAGUCAUAAAAAAAAAAAAAAAACAACUCACAAACAAACGAAACUAAAUCUAAUUUAAUUAUAUUAAAGCUUUAGAAAAGAACAAAUACUUUUUUCGUUUCGUUCGAUACUCGUUUAAAGACAUUAACAAAAACAAAACAAAACAAAACAAAAAGAAGAAAACUAACUGUCAUUAAGGAAAGCUAAAUCGAAUGUUCAAAAACACAAAAAAAUACGCAAGCGCCAUGGAAUUGUUUGGAAAAAAGAAUUAAAAAAUUAAAUGAAAAAAAAACUAAAUAUACAUACAUAUAUAAAAAUAAUUAUUAACGUACUUUGUACACAAGUAUAAAAACUAAAUGAAAAGUAUUAAUAAUUUGAUUACUAUUGAAAGUUUUUUUGAGCGCUUCAAGCAAGUUUAUAUUGAUAUGGUGCACCCUAUAUAUAUACAUAUAUAUAUAUAUAAGUACAUAUUUGUGGAUCGGCUUGUAGCGCGUCAUUUAAGUUUCUAUUAAAGCACAGGCAUUAUAAGUAUUUUAAACACUUGAAUGUUAAAUAAAAAAGAAAAGGAAAAAAAAAAUAUAUGUCAAUGUGUGUGCGUGUAUAAAAAAUAAUUGUUAAAUUUGAUUUCGACAAUUUUGGUUAAUAAUAAUCACAUACAAUUUUUGUAUGGCAAACAAAGAAAAACACACAUACUUGCAAGGGUAUAAUGCCACCUAAUUGAUAAGCGAACUAUAUAAGUCGAUAUACAUACUAUAUACAUAUAGAUAACAAUUGAACUGGAGACAUUCUGACAUUGUAGACAUAUAUACAUAUAUUUGACACGUUUUGGUAACCAAGAAUCAGACUAUACGAGUACAUCCGAACCAGUAGAGCAAUUCAACAAGGAAUCCCGUUUUCCUAGUACAUUUGAAGUACUCAGAACUAGAUCGAAGAUAUAUUUGUUCAAAUAGACAGCUCGAAGUCUUUGUUCCUGGGAUAUCGUCUAUUGAAUUUCCAACAGACGAUAUCUCGCUGAAAGAGUACAAAUUUGUAAGAAGCUGAAAAAUCGAUUUUUAAGGCAACGUUUUUUAUGCAAUAUAAGAUUUUUCGAUUUUUAAAAUAUUUUGAAAUCAGUUCUGGUUUCAAACUCGGAUAUGUCAAAGAUUAUGAACUGAUUCUUGGUCCCUAUAAUAAUUGUUAAAGUGUGUUUAAUGAAUUUUAUGUCUAAACAGCUCAAGAUUCAUAAUUGUUUAUUUUUCUUAGACGAAAACUACAAGUUUUUCUCUCAUUUUAAACAUAAUUAAAAGACAACAUACGGCAUGCUAUAAACUGAGCAGCUUUCUGUCGCAACGCAAAAGGGCUUUAAGAAUCAUUUUGAAUACCAAGUACAUCUGAAUCAACGAAACUAACUUUAAAUACUAUAAUACAUGCAUGAAUCAUGUUACGAGCUAUAGCUAUACUUUUACAUACAUAUUUUACAUAGGCAUACAUAUAUACGACUAUUUUUUAGAAACACUAGAAUGCUAUACAUACAUACAAACAAAUUCAUACACUCAUACAUACAUCAUACAUAUAUGUUUUAUCUCAAGAUAUAAGAUAUUAUACUCAUACAAUUGUAAUUGAAUUACAAAACGCUUAACAAAAAUAGUAAACAAAGUACGAAAAUCGUAAAAUGCAAACGGUACAAAACAAAAAUAAAUAAGAUAAAUGGAAACUUAACAAAAUAGUUUAAUAAAUGUUACAAAUUGUUCGCACACCUGAAGCACACACAUAAAACAUAUAAUAUUGAAUUUAGAAAUGAGCAAAAAUACAAACUAACGUAAAUUUGAAGAUGAAAAUUGAAAUGUUAGUACAAGUACAUCAUAUAUGUUAGACUAGAACGAUGGAUUCGGUAAAGUCAAAAUGUAAAGAUAUUCCUAAACAUACAAAACAUAUUUGAGAAAUAAACAUAAUGUUAAAAUUCAA